AUGUCGCAGCUGGAACGUAAUGUAGAGACCAUCAUCAACAUCUUCCACCAGUAUUCGACCCGACUGGGACACCCAGACACCCUGAAUCAGAGCGAAUUCAAACAGUUGGUGAAUAAGGAGCUGGCAAACUUCCUCAAGAAGGAGAACCGGAAUGAGAGAGUCAUCAGUGAUAUCAUGGAGGACCUAGACACCAAUGGAGACCAACAGUUGAACUUCGAGGAGUACAUUAUCUUGGUGGCGCGACUGACAAACGCCUCCCAUGAAGAGAUGCACAAGAAUGUCCCACCCGGAACAGGCCACAGCCACGGGCCAGGCCUCGGCGAGGGAGGUGCGUGCCCAGGCCAGAGGCAGGAUCCAGGGCGUAGCCACGGCCACGGCCACGGCCACAGCCAUGGCCACGGCCACGCUCACUAA
Molecule: messenger RNA, 414 nt
Organism: Elephantulus edwardii (Cape elephant shrew)
Lineage: Eukaryota; Metazoa; Chordata; Mammalia; Macroscelidea; Macroscelididae
Gene: S100A9
Product: S100 calcium binding protein A9
Exons: 2
Coding region: 1-414 (137 amino acids)
Biological process (GO): neutrophil chemotaxis; leukocyte migration involved in inflammatory response; astrocyte development
Cellular component (GO): cytoplasm; extracellular exosome; nucleus
Molecular function (GO): calcium ion binding
Source: RefSeq, a predicted model, not a curated record